AUCAGUCCCUCACGCUGGAAUUGCAGUGCUACAGCAUACCCCCUGCAACCAUCCCCUCACAAGUCUCUCAAGAAUAUAUUUCGUCCCGCUUAUUCCGUAUCAUCAGUGGAGUCGUGCCAGGGGACAUAACCAGCUAUGUCAUCUAUCCAUUUCUCCAUCUCUACAUUUCUCCGAUAUUCUAGGCGGCUGCACUAACAUAGGCUCUAGGCAGAACGUCAGUUCCCCUGUCGCCUGUUACACUCCGAUCGGGAGCCAGAGUCGUUAGGAGAAUUAUAAACCUAAGGAUGUUCUCUAAGUUUCCCUAAUGGCGCGAAACGGUGUAUUCGCUGUGUCUUCCGCGGAAUCCUCCCCCGACGUGUCUGAGCAUCUCAGCGCAAGCAACUCCGUCCGCUCGACGCGUCAGCAGGAUUACAUGACGCGAAGCCAAGCGGUCGCCGCCGGUAACGUAGACGACCGGAAGGGCUUCGCCGGCAGUAGCGACGGCAGCAGCAGCUGUGCUGUCGCGAGCUUGGGAGCAUCUGACGGUUGCGAAUUCGCCGCCGCUGACCCGGCGCGACGAGAUGGCGGCAAAAGUAACCAAGAGCCUUCCGAUCCAUGGCUAGACCGGAAGCUAUUAGAAAAGAACGACGCGGACUGCUCCGAGGCGCACGAAUUAGGAUCAUACGCAGGCCGUCAGAAGAGUAGGAGCGCCUGGCGAGGCAUUCCGCGUUUAUGGCGGAAAACGGCUAGGCGACGCGGCGGGAAGGCAUCGCGUGCUUACGACGAGGGUGAUAGUGAAAGUAGCGAAGGAUCCAGAUCCAGCGACGACGGCUUGAGAACCGGCGAGAAUAUUCUGGGCGAAGGCGAGGAGGGGACGGGAUUGAUCAAGAGGGAAGCGGCGCGAAGGAAACCGAAUGUCCAAUGGGAAGGAGGGGAGGAAGAGGAGAAGGAGGAGGAGGGGGAUGCGGAGUUAAGGAAGAGCCGGAGGGAGUCGUGGGUUUCUGCCGUCGAGUCGUUUCUCUCCUGGCCGCUGCGCGCUCUCACGCACGCGUGGCGCCUGCGCGUGUGCUGGAUAUGGGCGGUGAUGAGCCUGGGCGUGCUGGCGGUGAUUUUCACUCUUGUCUGGACGCGCGCGGCGGGCGAGCAGCAGGCGGAGCGCGAGGGGCAGUGCGGGGAGUGGGCGGCGUUCAUCGAGUCGCACUUCAACUCCACGCAGGCCAACACGCGCGCGCUCGCCGAGUUCAUCCACGCGUACUACAUCGACGGCCCCGAGAGCUUCUUCAGCCCCACCAAGUUCCUCAAGUUCAGCUCCUCCGCCCUCCACGCCCGCCCCAUGGCCACAUUCGUGGGCUAUGCUCUGCGUGUCAACAGCUCAGCCCUACGGCGGCACGUGGAGGAGCGCCUUAAAGGCUGUCUGAUCGCAGUCAGUGAGAGCUUCGCCUGCCGCCCGCCCAAUCUGCCGCUCUACGUGCCGCUGCUGCUCGGCAACACCAACGAGGGGCAGAGCAUGCGCCGCCCGCCGCGCAAUCGCACUGUUGCCGGCGCAGACCUGCUUUCAGACCCCAUAUUCACAGCCAUGAUCCGAGCUGCCGACACGGGCCACAGCGGUGCCAUGUCCGCCCCCUUCGCAUUGCCCACCGCCCCUUUCCACCUGCUGGGCCAGGCUUUCCCGGUGUACAGCAGCCACCACCACGGCCACUCCUUCGUGCACUUACCUGGUGCUGCUGGCUCCGGUGCCCGCAGUGCCAACAGCAGGAAGAGCACUGCCCCACCCGCUGCCACCGCCACAGGAACAGCGACCCCCAACGCCACGCACACUGCAAUCGACCUGUCGGAGCCACGCAGCUUCGAGCCCGACGCUCUCGACGCCAGCUCGCACCCGCACGGGUUCUUCGUGGCGGCCUACAACUUCCACACGCUGCGCCUCGCGCCCAACUUCCAGCAACUCAAAGACCUCCAGCUGCGCACCUACCUCGUUGAUGUGACCAACGAGAGCAGCCCCGCGGUGCUGUUUGGCCCAGAGGAGGCGGCGGGGUGGACGGCGAAGCAGGUUGGGGUGUGGGCGGCGGUGGCGCAUAAGAGACGAGUGGUGCAGUACCAAGGGCGCGUUCAGUACCCCAUGUGGUUCGGCGACCCGACCCGGAACUUUGUUCUGGUUUGCGAGCCCGAAACCAACGCCAAGCCGGGCCCACCCUUUGUGUGGAUGGUGGUGUCAUUUAUAAUCUUGGCCAUAUCCGUGCUGGUGCUGUGGAUGUCGGUGCACCUGAUGGACAAGCUCGAGACGGACACGCUGCACAUGGAGGCGGCCCAGGCGGAGCUCAAAACCGCCAAGCUCGCAGCGGAAGGGGCGAGCCGUGCCAAGAGCGACUUUCUGACGACCAUGUCGCAUGAGAUCCGCACGCCCAUGAACGGCGUCAUCGGCAUGCUCAAUCUGCUGCUGGAGACACCUCUGGACGGCACGCAGCUGGACUACGCGGAGACGGCGCGCAGCAGCGGGCGCGCGCUGUGUGCGCUGAUCAACGACAUUCUGGACCUCUCCAAGAUCGAGGCGGAGAAGCUGUGCCUCGAGCGCAUCCCGCUGCACCUGCGCGCCGAGCUCGACGAUGUGCUCGCACUCUUCGUCGAGAGCGCCGAGGAGAAGAGAAGUGUGGAACUAGCGGCGUUUGUUGCAGAUGAUGUGCCCGAGACACUCUUAGGCGACCCCCUCCGCAUACGCCAGAUUCUCAUCAACCUGAUUGGCAACGCCUUCAAGUUCACCACCAAGGGCCACAUCUUCUUGGUCAUCCGUCUGGCCUCUGAAGACGAAACCGUCCACUCCAUAGCAUCCACCGCCAACACAUCCCACCACCACUCGCACCACGGAUACCACGGCUACCAUGACCAUCAGCAGUUGCAUCAGCAUCACCACACCCACCACGGCCACCAUGGCCACUCGGACCACGGGAAAAGCCUGCUAGAGGAGCUUUCAGCAUCUUUCAAAUUCCGCCGCCACUCGCUCCACCAUCGCCGGCACGGCUCAGGGGAGGAGGACGGAAGUGGAAAGGGAGGGAGAGCAGGAUCACCAGCAGCGGGGGAAUUCACAGCUCUGACCCUGAGUGGGCGGCCGGCAGUGCAGACUUGGUGCUCGUGGGAGGGCAUGGGGGACUGUGUGGACCUCAACACGGUCGGCAUGGGCAGUCACUGCUGCCACAGUGGCAUGGCCAAUCAUGGCUGCCAUAAUGGCAUGCCUAUCCCCACCUGCGGCAGCGCCAGUUCCGUAACCCCCGGUUGCGAUUGUAACACCACCACUGCCGCAGACCCCAGCCGCAACUGCGACAGCAGCGCCUUACCUCCCGGGCAGGCAGUGCGGCUGCUUGUGGCAGUUGAGGACACUGGUGAGGGCAUCCCCAUGGCAGCACAGCGGCGCAUGUUCCGUCCUUACUCGCAGGCGCAUGCCAACACCACCCGCCUGCAUGGCGGCACCGGCAUCGGGCUCUCUAUUUGCCAGCGCCUCGUGUCUCUCAUGGGUGGCAGCAUCGCUUUCAGCAGCGAGCCCGGCAUCGGCACAACCUUCUACUUUGAUGUCACCCUGCACACGCCCCCGCCCUCUUGCCUACCCUCCUGCCCGGCCCCCUGCCCGCCCUCCUGCCCGCCCUCCUGCCUGCCCUCCUGCCCGGCCCCCUGCCCGCCCUCCUGCCCGCCCUCCUGCCCCAACUCCGUGCCUCGCCCCGUAACCCCUACUCCUCUCGACGUCUCUGUCCCUCUGCUGACUGGAACUAUCUCGCCUGCUGCUUCUGGGCCUUAUCCCACUGCAGACGCUGCUGCUGCUGCUGCUGCUGCAGGCGAUGCUGCUGCUGGCACUGCUGCUGGUAGUGAGAUGGGGUUGUGUGUGGUGAGUGUGGACGACCGGUCAGUGCGGCAUGCUGUGACUCUCAGUCUGCUGCGCCGCCUCGGCAUCGCCACCCUCCACUGCUCCUCCUUCCGCCACCUGCCGUCCCUCCUCGCCCAACACCACUACGGCCUGCCAGUAGCUGCUGAAUCCACAGAAGCAGCAGCAGCACCUGAAUCCGCAGCAGCAGUAACAGCUGCACCUGGAUUAGCAGUACCCGAAUCAGCAGCAGCAGCAGCAGCAGCAGCAGCAGCCGCAGCGACCAGUCCAUCCGUUGUCAAGGCAUCUCGAAAAUCUCUCUUCAGCCUGAAGAAGGCCAAGAGCCAGCCCCUACCGCACUUCCCAUCCCAACCUCUCCACCGCCACCGCCGCCGCCGCUCCUCCUCUGCUGCCCAAGACCCCCACAUCCACCCCCCUCAUUCCCUCAUCCCCUCUCCUGCUUCCGCCCCUCCUGCUGCGGCCCCUCCUGCUUCCGCCCCCCCUGCUUCCGCCUCUCUCGGUUCAGCCUCUCUUACAACUCGCCCCCAUGCUGACCCGAGCUGCCCUCCCAGGCUGGCCGCUGUGCCGCGCUCAAUGUCUGCUUCUGAGAGGCCUGCCGCUCACUGCGCUGCUAGCGCUGCCCUGGCUGCUGCGCUCGCAGGGGGCGCCAGUGUGGGAGGCUCCCCCUCUGCCCUUGAAAGCACCUGCCCUCCCAGGCUGGCCGCUGUGCCGCGCUCCAUGUCUGCUUCUGAGAGACCGGCUGCUCACUGCGCUGCUAGCGCUGCCCUGGCUGCGGCGCUGGCAGGGGGCAUCAGUGUGGGAGGCCACUCCCCUGCGAAGCAGCCCUGCAUGGAGAGGCGUUCCGUUUCCGCCUCUCCAUGUGCGGGCAACGCUGCCCUCGCUGCUGCACUCGCAGGGGGCAGUGGUUCGGGAGACUCUCCCACUGUUGGCCUUGUUGAAAAUCCCAUCUGUAGGUUCUUUGCCGACCCACAGCAGCAGCAGCAGCAGCUGGGGCAGCAGCAGCAGCCCCCUCUCCACACAUGGUCUUCUCUCGACCCGUCUUUCAAGCCCCCACGCCAUUCCAAGAAGCUGGCAUCCGCCUUCUCCCUCUCUCGCACCCCGUCCCUCUCGCACAACGACCUCCCGAGUCUCCGGAGAAAGUUCCAGAAGCAAGCUGAGAGGGCCUAUGCCGAGGGCGCGUCCAGCCCAUCUCUUUCCUUCAACCCUGACUCCAGCCCCACUCUCUCCUUUGAUCCCCGUUCCAGCCCAUCUUGUACCUGCAACCCUUUUCCGGGACCUUCCUUGCUCCCUUCCGGGCCUUCCCUUUCACUCUACCCUCCGUCUGGCCCACCCCUCGCCUUCCCCGCUGCCGCCAGCCCUUGGAGUCCGUCCAGCCCCUCCCUUCCCUUCCUUCCAGCCCCAUCCCUGCAUUCUCCGUCGCCUCAGCCUCGCAUUUCGUGUGACCCUGACAGUCCACAAGUCUCCCGACCCGGUGUCACGGGUUCUGCUUCUGAUGCACCUCAAAACGACACCCCAUGCGUUUCCCUACCCGGUGCCGCGGGCUCGGCAGUGGGCCCAAUGGCUCAGAGGCAUGCGAGAGCAGCGUCUGCUGGGGGGAUGAUUCCGCCUCACCCCUCGCCUCUUGGGGCAGGUGCUCUUUCCAGGGUGGGUUGUAGCCUCCAUGGGGCGAACAAUUUCGGUGCGUAUGGUGUCCGGACACGGGAUGGGGCAGCGAUGGAGGGAAUGCAGUCAAUGCAGUCUAGUCUGAUGCGAACUGCUAGUGGGAAGGUGGUGAGUGUGAGCAUGGAGGGGCCGAGGCGCGAGCUGAGAGCAGCGUUGCUGCUGCAGUGCUUGAGUGAAUCACAGCAGCAGCAUCAGCAACAGCAGCAACGGCAGCGGGAGCAACAGCAGCAGCAGAAGCAGCAGCAGCAGCAGGAAAUACCGCAGCAGCAGGAGCAGGAGCAGGAGCAGGAGCAGGAGCAGGAGCAGGAGCAGGAGCAGGAGCAGCAUCAGCAACGCCAACAGCCCCAACAGCAGCAGCAGCAGCAGCAGGUGCAGCAGCAGGUGCAGCAGGUGCAGGUGCAGCAGGUGCAGGAGGUGCAGGCAAGAAGGCGGGUGGUGGCAGUGGUGGUGGAGGAGGAGAUGAUGAACCGAUGCCGCCUGCAUGUGCACCAACUCCUGGCACUCGUGUCCGCCCCUCUCACACUUAUGCACCCAGACCAGCAGCAGCAGCAGCCGGGGGAUCAGCAGCAACUAGGGAAGCAGAAUGAGCAGCAGCAGCAGCAGCAGCAGCAGGAGGAGGCGAAGCGUGAGCGGCCAGCGCUGGUGCUGCUGCAUGGGUGGGAGUGCCUUUCUCCAGACCUCGUGCAACCGUCUGGCGCGACACAGAGCCAUAAGGGCAACCCUAAUAGCACCAUCAACAACAACUAUAAUAACAGUUCCAACAACUACAACUACAGCAGUGCUGCUUGCAGCCGAACGGCCAGUAGCAGCAGCGAAACCCAGGUGGUGUCCAGGUUCGGUGCACCUGGGGCCCCAGCAUCCACCUCACCUGUUGCUACCGUACCUUUCCUCCUCUCCCUUGGCUUCGAUGCUGUGGUGCGGAAGCCGCUUCGAAGGAACACUCUUGCUGCUGCCCUGCUGCCUCUCUUCCUGCCUCCUCACCUUAGCUCUGAUAGCUUCAACUCACCUCAUCGGAGCAGCAAUGACUUGAAUGCUGAGCUUGCAACAACCACCAUUGACACCACUGCCAACACUGCCAACGUUGCCAAUACUGCCAGUGACUGUGAAGCUUGUGUCUCUAUGGAAGAUACUUGCAAGGAGGGGGUUGGCAGGCAGAGAGAAAGUGGAGGGGGCGAAAGCAGGGAGGUAGAGAGCAGAGAGGGGCAGGGUUGCAGCAAGGAACGGAAACUUUGGAAGAUGCUGUCGCCCCGAAAGGUGUGCCGGAGCGAUGCUGCGUUUGAGCCCAACAGCCAUGUGGUAGCAACGGAUAAUAUAAUGGACGAAGAGAGUAGCAGAGUGAAGGAGACGAGAAGAGUGGUGAGCAGAGGGAUGAGUGGAGGAAUGAGCAACAGGGCUUGUGAAAUCACCCCAGCAUCACCAGACGAGCAUCUCACGGCUGCACCUGUUUGCUCUCCGGCUCUUCCCACUGCUUCUGCUGCAUACUCUUGUCGUGUUAGCCCUUCUCCAGCUGCUCCCUCUCCAGCUGCUGCUGCCAUAGCCAUGAGCAGGAGCAUGUCACGUUCAGAGGCGCCCCAAAAUGCUAGCAGCACUCGUGUCGCACCCCCCACUGCUAGCACUGGAGUCUCUCAAGCGCCACAGGAGCCGGCAACAGCGGGGGAGAAGCUGGGGGUACUGGCGGGGAAGCGGGUGGUGGUGGUGGACGACAACCUGAUCAACCGCAAGGUGGCCGGCAAGCUGCUGGAGCGACACGGAGCGCAAGUGACCGCCCUGGAUGGCGGGCAGCGUGCGCUCGAUGCCCUGCUGCCGGGCCACACCUUCCACCUCGUCUUCAUGGACCUGCAGAUGCCAGGCAUGGACGGGUUGGAGGCGACUCGGAGGAUUCGGGCGCGGGAGAGGGCGAAGGGCAUGGGGCAUGUGCCCAUCAUAGCGCUCACAGCGGACGUCAUUGCUGGCACUCGCGAGCAGUGCUUCGCUGUGGGCAUGGAUGCGUACCUCUCCAAACCCCUCGAACACACCCACCUCGCCAACGCCGUCUGGCAGUGUCUCGGCCACUCAUAGAGACACGUGUUCACAGGCCCCAACUCGCCAACGCCGUCUGGCGGUGCGUCGGCCAGUCGUAAAGUCAUGUACGCGCAAGGCUUCCAACUUGCUAAUGCCGUCUGGCAGUGCCUUGUCAACUCAUAGACACAUAUACUCAUAGAUCCCAACUCGCCAACGCCAAUGCCGUCUGGAAGGGCCUCGGCCAGACAUAGAGACACAUAGACAUGGGGCAUGUGCCGAUCACAGGGCACACAGCGGACAUUAUUGCUGGCUCUUGCGAGCAGUGCUCUGGGCAUGGAUAAAUGCCCUCCUCUCCUAGGCUGUCUGACGAUGAUUGUCCACCUAGGUCACAAAGGCUCACGGUACUUGACCUUGUUAUCCACUGUUAUGCCUGCCUGAUGUCAAACAUAUUUGUGUGGCAUAAUAGGCUAGAUAGGAGCAUGCUCUUAGAGGGUACAACACACUAGUUCAAACUCACCUUGUACCUCCCAUUCUAG
Closterium sp. NIES-67 is the source of this 8046-nucleotide messenger RNA. The record is from the annotation of a GenBank genome assembly. NCBI's taxonomy places the organism in Eukaryota, Viridiplantae, Streptophyta, Zygnematophyceae, Desmidiales, Closteriaceae.